Molecule: messenger RNA, 531 nt
Organism: Striga asiatica
Lineage: Eukaryota; Viridiplantae; Streptophyta; Magnoliopsida; Lamiales; Orobanchaceae
Source: the annotation of a GenBank genome assembly
AUGAACGAGUUUGGUGUAUUUUCGUUUCCGAAAAUUAAGCUGUACGCUAUGAACUUCUUACAGCGUUCGCCAGCCUGGCGUCGUUCACGCCUAGCAGAUGAGACCCAAUUCUUGAGGCACUUCCUCGGUAUCCCGACCUCUGCGCACACCUGUUCGACUUCCUCCGCCUCGCUUUCUGUUCGCUCGUCAGAAAUCUCCUGUGGCCCGCGGGCCCCUCCUCAUGGAUCUGAGGUUCAUGAGAGGGCAGAUCGAGGAUUUCGGGCUCUGGGGCCCGGCGGACCGGGUUUUGCUGGCCGGGGCCCGAAUUUGCAGAUCUGUGAUUUCCACCCUGUUGGGGUGGGGGAAUUCGACCUCCACCCUCUUGUGGAAGUUGAGGUGGCAGCCACAGGUGGCGCACUUUUUGAAGGUCGGGCUACCGUUCGGGCCGCCAGGCUGGAAAAGGGCACACCCGUCGAGAAUGUAUUCUCCGAGGGCUGCCGCGUGGUUGUGCAGGCACUCCUGGUGCGUGAUGGCCACAAGUUCAACCCGUGA